AUGAAAAAUCAAUUACAUUUAAAUUUGAAUGUAACGGAAACAUUGAAUGUUGAUAAUGAUGGUAAUGCGAGUGAUUCGAUGGAAGCAGCGGCAGCGGCAGCAGCAGUAGCAGUAUCUAAGUUAAAAUUGGAUGGGGUUAAUGUAGAAACCGUCACAACAGUGCCUCAACAACAACAACAACAACUACAACCACACGAACCAAAACAAAUACAACAACUAGAUGCAGAACAACAACAACAACUUAGAAAAGCAUAUAGCAAAAUCGAAGCAAUUGCUGUGGGACAGUCGUCUACAGCAACAACAACAACAACAGCGACCACAAUUAGAACAGACGUGGGAACCGUAGCAGCAACCAAACGAGUAGCGACAUCAUUAUCAUCAUCACCGUCAUUGUUGAAUUCAUCAUCAACGGCAUUAGCUAAAUUUAACCGAAUCAUCGACAGUACAAUGCCGGCAACUAACUAUUAUCAGCACCAUUUGCAACAGCAGCAAGCGCACGAAAGCAUGCAACAUGCCACAUGCGCCGGUGCAGCGCCACCAGCAACGCUGAGUGACGCACUACAGCAGCGCCUAGCGCUUGUCUAUCCCGACAUUGUCUCGACCGAUUCGCAAACGAAAAAAAUUAAUUUCACAACAGCAACAGCAGCAGCAGCGGCAGCGGCAACAGCGAAGACAACAGCGACAACCGCACAAACAGCAAAACCGAAAGCGAAAGUGAAAGGAAAGUCCGGUGCAACGCAUGACCGUACGCGUACAACGCGAGCGGAAAUCGCGACGGAAGUGGAAGCGGCAACAUUGACGGCCGCAGUUGCUGCAACAGCGCCAUCAAACGACGAUAAUCAAAUGAAACGAAAUGAUGUGCAUUAUUUGUUGAAACAAUUAAAUAGUUUUAGUGAUAUAGAAGAAAUAGAAAUUGUUGAUAUGGAGCAAAGACAGCGACAGCUGGAUGAACAACAACAGCAACAGCAACAGUAUAUGGGCCACGGCGUGGAGAAGGCACACUCACCGACAGCGCAAUCGCUUGUGAUAACCUCGCCAUCGUCGCUCUCGCACAAAGGCAUACGACGUUACGCCUCACUGCACCAACAACAGUGCACGCAAUAUGCGCUCGACAGCGACGAGGCGAUCGACAGCGUCGAUCAUCAGCAAUAUUUGCUGCAACAAUUCGACGACUACCUUUUUCAGUCCUGCCACUAUUUGGAGACAAAUUAUUUUGCCGCCAACUAUCGCACUGCCAUGGUCGAGAGCAGCUCACACGAGUUCCGACCAUCGACGACGACGACAACGGGCACCUCGGCAGCAUCUGUCUCAUCGGAGCAAUCGCUCGAGCUGCACGAGACCGAACCGCCGAGCGUCAUAUGCAAGGCACCGCCACCACCUGCGCCUGCCACACCGACCAAGCUUUUAGCAAUGUCGUCUGCUGCCACACCAUCACCCAGCAUCGUCGACGUGCCGAUCACGCCAAGACGCUAUGGCAUGCAAGCGCGUUUGACCAGCAGCGGUGUACAAACCGAACUCACCGCCACCUCGCUCACGGAGGCAUCGCUGGCAAAGAGCAGCAGCAGUUCCGCCAGCUCUGAAGAGCAGCGCCGGCGUGCGCCCUUCUUCAAGUGCUGCUACACGCCCAUCGAUCGUUGGCGUGAAAAGCGCAGCGCAGCACAUUCAGCGGCGGCAGCGCAAAAGCGUGGCAGUCGACAAAGUGUGCAGCCGAGUGCUGCUGCAGCCGCACCGUCGGUGAGCAAGCGCGGUGGCGCCACUGCCAGUGCUAGAGCUAGUGAGGCCAGCGGCGCACAGCAACAUACGCGCAAAAAUGGGCAUGCAGUCUGACAUUUCGCGUACGCGUUGGAGUGUGUAGGCGUGAGCGUGAGCGUUAACAUGAGCUUGUGGACAAAGCGAUGCAAAAUGAGUAUACAUCAGCGUCGCUGUCUAUUUGCGAUAUCAACAAUUAUUUCUAUUUCAAAAUUAUGCUUGGAAUAUUUGCGCCAAUACUUUUGUAUGCAGGAAAAUAUUCCAAGUAGUUUAUUUGUUUGAAAGCGCAAACUUAGAUGAUAAACUAGGAGGAGGAGGAGCAGAAGCAGAGUUAUUUAGUGCGGCGCAUUGAAGGCGCGUCAAUGCGUGGCAACGAGUGAACGAGAUUUUGAAUAUUGGCAGUUGUAGUAGCGAUUAAAAUAGAAGUCUUAAAAAGUGUUCUAAAUGUUAAAGCUUUUUUAAAAAGCCUUUUAGUUGUAUGCAUGCAUGCAGGAAGCGAACCAGUACGGUACCAGUGGCAGCUGGUACAAGCUAAAGUAGGAAGCUACACACACGCUAAACUCAAAGAUAAUAAAGAGCCACAAAUACAACGCACUAAACAAGAGAUUUGCAUUUAAAAUUAGUGCUUUUAAAUAAACAUGUUUUUUGUUAACAAUUAAUUAUUUUAUUUAAUCAAUUCUUUAAGACGCCAAUUAAUAGCGUUAAAUUAGCUUUGAAAGCAUUUCCAAAGAUUCUAUUUUUAGAUUAUAUGAAGAGUUAAUAUAAAAUAUUUGAUUUUGUAUAAAUUUUGAAUUAUUAUUUUUUUUAUCGUUUCGUAAUAGUUACGUCAUAUAAUCUACUGUAUUCACUGAAUUUAAUUCAAUUUAAACAAAUGCGCAUUACAUCUAAAGAAAAUUUACGCCCUUGGCUUUAUCUUAUUUUUGAUAUUAGUGUGUACCGUUUGCAGUGUCGUGGAUUCCGAAUGCUUUUGUUUACAAAAAUUGAUUAGAAGCAACAAAAUAAUCACCUAUCGUAAUAAUUUAUCGUAAGAACACCGAAUGUCGUCUUAAUGCCUACACACACACAGCGAUUUAAGUGAAUGCAGCGCACUGAACGAAAACCGCACACGAAGCAUACUCCCAUACAUACAUACAUGCACACUCAUACAGAUUUUGUUUGCGAGCUUCACAAAACUGCAUAGAGGAAGCGUACACCUAAACUUAAUAAAAUAACGAAGUGCAAGCAUGGUAACGUAAAUAAUAACAAUAGCUUAAUAUAUUUAAUAUAUUAAAGAAAAAAAAAUAAAUAAAAUUAAAGAACAAAUGCCGUCGGUAGGUAAAAAUUGCAAAUGAAAGUAAAUAUAGCAGCAGCAGCAGCAGCACAUAGCAUAUUUCACGAAUGUUUACGAAAAAUACUUUACAAAAUUAAAAUAAUUGUAACGCGAGCGUUUAGUCUUAACAUAAUUAAUUAUAAUUAAUGCAAAUACUAAGGUUAAGUAACUUUUUCUAAAACACAAAAGAAGUAAAACAUAAACGUAGAAACGCAUACAAAACAAAAAAAUAUAUAAUUAAUUAAAAAAUUUAAAAAAUAAGUAAAUAAAAUGCAAAAAACAUAAUAAGAAAAUAUAUUGUUAUUGCAUUGAAACGCUAAAAACAUAGAAGCUAUAUGAACAUAAACCAAAACCAAAAAAGAACAAACACAAUACCACAUGAAACGCAUAUUGACUAUAUAUGCUAUGAACUAUAAAAAGCGCAUCAAAUACCAGUAAAUAAUUUAAUUAGAGAGCUUGUAUAGUAAACGAGUGAAAUCGCAGAAGAAAAUGAAUAAAAGACAGCAAAAAAAAAACCAAAAAAAAAUUAUUGAAACAUAAUAAAUUAAUAAAAGAAAAGUAAGCAAAAAGCGUAGGAGUGAAAUUUUUAAGCGCUAAUAUUUAAUUUUCAAAACAUUCUAGCAUUAACUUAAUAGGUAAUUCAUAUAAAUAUACAUGCAAGCAAAUGAGAUGUAAAGCAAAGCAAAGUAAAAGAAAAAGCAACAAGAAAGCAACACAAAUACACCAUGUCAUGUGACAGCGCACUAAGUGUGCAGGAACUGUUAUCAUUAACGGCGUAUGUAAAUUUGGAUAUAAAUGAAAUCUAAAAUACGUUUAUAAUAACAAAUUUGUCUAAAUUCUGCGCAUAGCAAAAUAAAUUAAUCCAAGUACCAGUUGUUAAGUUUGGGUUUUGAUUAUUCGAGUUUCGAAAUGUUACGUACGAUGCUGUUAAUUUUGUUCGUUGAUUUUUGAUAUACAUACAUACCUACAUAUAGUACAUAUAAAAAGCAAAAAAAAAACAAAAAACAAGAAAA
Molecule: messenger RNA, 4071 nt
Organism: Zeugodacus cucurbitae (melon fly)
Lineage: Eukaryota; Metazoa; Arthropoda; Insecta; Diptera; Tephritidae
Exons: 1
Coding region: 1-1827 (608 amino acids)
Source: RefSeq, a predicted model, not a curated record